AUGCCUUUCUCCACUACCAUCGCCCGGCCACUGCAGCUGCUCACCCGCGUGAUGCAGUGGACCAGCGCUGUCAUUGUCAUGGGAUUGACCUCGUUCUUCAUUAGUCGGGGACCACACGGUCAGCAUAUCAUUUACCAGGAAGUGAUUGCGGUUCUAUCUGUCGUUUUUUUCCUGCCAGCCUUCAUCUCGCCCUUCCUGCCCAAGGUGCUGAGCAAGUUCGUUCUGGCGAUUGAUGUGAUCUUCUCCUACCUCUGGUUGACAGCCUUCAUCUUCGCCGCCCAGGACUACAGCUGGCACGCCUGUUUCUUCAACGCACCUCCCGGCGUGACAUGCAGCCGCAAGAAGGCUAACGAAGCAUUCAUCUUCCUGGCGUUCAUCUUCACCUUCCUCGGCAUGUUCCUCGAGGUCGCCUCUCUCUGGGCCUACCGCAAGGAAAAUACGCCCCAGAACGAGCACGAGAAGAACGGUGGUGCUGCCCGUCCCCCGCUGGAUGCCCCUGCCGGAGCUCCCGCCCCGGCGCCUGCUGGGACUGUUUAA
Molecule: messenger RNA, 537 nt
Organism: Penicillium alfredii
Lineage: Eukaryota; Fungi; Ascomycota; Eurotiomycetes; Eurotiales; Aspergillaceae
Product: MARVEL domain-containing protein
Exons: 4
Coding region: 1-537 (178 amino acids)
Cellular component (GO): membrane
Source: RefSeq, a predicted model, not a curated record